Messenger RNA from Ciona intestinalis (vase tunicate), 3948 nucleotides. The record is from RefSeq and is a predicted model, not a curated record. NCBI's taxonomy places the organism in Eukaryota, Metazoa, Chordata, Ascidiacea, Phlebobranchia, Cionidae.
AGGAAGGUCUGGUGUAUUACGCGUCGCGUAUGGCGCGGUGGCCGCGAUUUAAGCUUCAGGAAAGUUGUUUUCGAAUGUUAGAUUCAGCGAAGCGUCGUCGUUGCUGUCGCGAAAGUUUGGGAUUGUCGAUUAUUAUUUUUAUUACGUCAUAAUCGCUUCGACGCUGCCGCUCAAACUGUUCGAUUAUUAAUUUCGAGUGUAAUAAUGGAUGCUCUGUGACGUCACAUGUUGGUUUUGUAUUUAUUAUGACGAGACAAUGGGCAAACAAUGAAAAGUGUUUUCAAUGUAAUUGUGGAAUUCGAAUUAGUUGUGAGGUCAUAGUUAGCCCGUUUAUAUCGUCACAGAUAGAUUGCAAGGGUUUCUCUGACAUCAUAGUAACAAUUGUCAGCUUUGUUUUCACGCUUCGCUGGUUUUAACAGGAUCCUCUUUUUGGGGAAAAAUUCGAAAAAUUCUCGAUUUCGAUCGCGGUAGUCGCUAUAAUAUGAUAUUUCCAUGGUUUAACCUCACGCGUAUUGAAUAUCUUGUUAACUACCUUAGAUUGACGAUCAUCAUCAAUCAGAGUGACGUUAAGCAGAUAACAAAAAGCGACCGCGCGAGUUUCAAUUACGUUCUGUUUGUUUUGGUAAUUAGAGCCGUCUGUCUCAAAUAUUCCUCCGCCACUUCAAGUUAUCUUCGGUUAUUACGUCACAAACAUCGCUCACUAAACGCCAUGUUUCGCGACAACUUUAAGCCGGAAAUGACAUCACAAGUCCUCCAACUAAUUGACGACAAUUAGAUUCAACCCCCGAGGCGACAAAUACCAUUGUCGACCAAUUGUCGUCGAACAAUAUUCUUUUACUUUAUUGUGACGUCAUAAUCAUCGAUUAAUUGUGAAUUGGCCCGGUCAAGUUCAUUAUGACGUCACAAGCGCUUCUUUCGCUGGUUUCCUGUUGUUCCGCUCGGCCGACCACGUCGCGGAAUGUCGUUUCAAUUUCUUCUUCUUUUUCACAGAUUUCGCGUAAAAUGAAUUAACCAGCGUGACGUCAUAUAGGUAUUGUUACAUCACAGACGAUGAAGAGUUUUCUCGCGGCGUCGGUUCUUGUGUUGAUGACGUCACAAUUACUUGCGCAACAAUCGUCGGACAAUAGAAAAGAAGUCGAAUCGCGAAGUUGGAACAAUCGGAUUCUUGGACAAGGAGGUUGCCGAACGGUGUAUUAUGACUUGGUGUUCGUGUUGGACGCUUCAAGUAGCGUUGGAGAUCAGGAUUUCGGGCGGGUUCGAAAAUGGGUGUCCGACCUCGUAGCGACGUUCGACAUCGGCCCCGAUUACACAAGAGUCGGCGUCGUCGUUUACGCUGAAGAACCAGAGAUGGCGAUCGCACUCAACCAAUAUACGGAUCGAGAUUCCUUAAUUCAAGCGGUCGGGAAUAUUACUUAUUUAAACGGCAAUACUAGAACGGGAAAAGCGAUUCGAUUUAUGAAUGAAGAAUCCUUCAGUAUUGCCAACGGUGCGCGCGACAUCGAGUUUGGUUACAAUAGGCUGGCCAUUGUUCUCACCGAUGGCCGCGCGCAAGAUAAUGUGUUUAACCCGUCACUAGAGGCACAAAACAAUGGAAUCCAACUUUACGCUGUCGGGGUAUCAACGGCAGUGGUCGAGGAAUUAAACGAAAUCGCGUCCGACCCGGAUUCUCGUCACGUGAUGCAGGUGGACGACUUUCAAGCGAUCGAGAGGAUCCGGGAACUACUGCGGCAGAUCAUUUGUGUCGACGCGAUAUGUCCCGAUCUCGGCACCACUGAUGACCCUUUGAAAGGUGACCUCACCGUCAUACCAGGCUUCGACUUGAUUUCCGCUUUUGAUUUGGACAACUUGGCGAAAUUAACCGAUGACGUAACGAAGGUACCGGGUUCGAUUCCCGGUCUCGAAGCGUACCGGUUGUCUGGAAGUCCUUCAAUCAAAACACGCGACGUGUUCGGCAAGGGACUUCCCGAUCAAUACGUCAUUUCCUCUACGUUCCGGUUGAACGAUCGAUCAUCGAGGAAAAUAUGGAGCAUCAUGAAGAUUGUCGAUUCUUCGGGGAAUGAUCAGUUUAAUAUAAGGAUAAACCCGAGGACGAAAUCCCUCGACUUCAUCGGGUUGGGGUUGGACCACCGAUCCACCUCAAGCAAGUUCAAAAGUCGUCGUUACCCUCCGGUGGAAAAUCUCUUCGACAAAAAGUUUCACAAAGUAUUGAUGCACAUAAACAGCGGUUCUGUGACUUUAUUCAUCGAUUGCGUGAAAGUUGGAACGCGUCGUAUGCGACAAAAAGCUAACGAGAUUGAUAUCGGGGGAACCACCUAUCUUGGGAGGACGCGUCGGGAUUCCCCUGCAGAGUUUGAGAUACAAUCGAUUCGAUUAUAUUGUGAGGUCGAAUCCGCCGACAAAGCUGAGCUAACGUGUUGUGAACUUCCCCAACAUAGAAACCCAAUUUGCCCACCAAUCAGAGGAUACUCGGAAACGACAACUGAACCUGUUCCUGCAACAACAAAAGUUACAACAACAACCACAAAACCAACAACAACAACAACAACAACCACAAAACCAACAACAUCAACAACAACAACAACAACAACAACAACAACAACUACAAAACCAACAACAACAACAAACCCGACAACCCCACCUUUUGUCACAGCGAUCGGGUUCAUACCUGAUGAUGAGGAAGAUUCAAAGACAUCACCACCAGUGACAUCACCACCAGUGACAUCACCACCAGUGACAUCACCACCGAUGGGGGGGGACCCCAUCACCACCAGUGACAUCACUACCAGUGACAUCACUACCGAUGACAUCAUCACCCCCCCACAAAGAAACUAUCAAGAUACGGAUACUUACCCCACCCCCAACCUUCGUACCCCCCGAGGAAACCCCAAGAACAGCUCGGGGGGAACGAGGCCUAAAGGUGUGGUGGCCGUGGAGGGGGGUGAGGUGUGUGCCUGCCCCGCUGGACCCCCUGGGUUAAAGGGUGAAACGGGAAGUCCCGGGUACAAUGGGACCGAUGGGGUUGAUGGGAAACCGGGUGAAGCUGGAGCACAGGGGUUAGCUGGGGUGAAAGGUGAACCUGGGGUCAAGGGGUCAAAAGGGGGACCCCCUGGUAGUAAGGGUGAACCUGGGGUACCAGGGAAAGAUGGCGCGUUCGGGAAACCUGGGAGAAGGGGAGUUCGUGGAAGGGCGGGAAAAAUUGGCGAUAAGGGUGACAAAGGUGAACGAGGGUUGCCGGGAAAUGACGGGGUUGAAGGGGUCAAGGGUGAACCUGGGGCUGGGGGAAUCCCCGGGAAAGAUGGGUCACCGGGUGAACAGGGAUCGCCAGGUGUGCCGGGUAACCAUGGUAACCAAGGAUCAAAGGGCGAGAGGGGUGAAGAAGGAUUGGGGGGAACCCCGGGUCUGGAUGGGGAAGACGGAACGCCGGGUCCACCAGGAGUGGCGGGUGAAAUGGGGGCUCCUGGGUUAAGGGGUGAGGUCGGCCCACAAGGCCCCCCAGGAAUACCGGGAACCCCCUCAGAUAUUGAAGGACCCCCUGGCCCCAUGGGUAGAGCGGGUAACCAGGGGCGAGAUGGUGCACCGGGGGAAGAUGGGAAAGAUGGGGCGAAAGGAGCCAAGGGUGAAGUUGGGGGUCAAGGAAUACCCGGGGAAAGAGGGGUAACUGGAAUCCCCGGUAAAAAUGGGGGUCAGGGGUUAAAGGGGUCAACGGGGUCAGAUGGUGAACCUGGUCGACCUGGUGAACCUGGGGUCAAAGGUCAAAAGGGUGACAAUGGAGUCGAUGGAUUAAACGGAAACGAUGGGACGCCCGGUUCUGAUGGGAUUCCGGGGUUGGAUGGAUUGGACGGGGAAGCGGGGGCUACCGGGGCCCUGACCCCCAGGUGAUAUCGGGCCUCCUGUCUAGAGGGGCCGGGUGGGCCAGCGGGGCCACAAGGACCACCCGGGUUCGUGGGU